AUGUUUUUGUAUAUUUUAUUGACUGCUCUAGUUGGAAAUAUUCAUACAGGUUUUUUUUUUGCAAAACUUUUUUGAUUCACAAUCAAAUUUUUAUAGCAUAUUUCCCUGCAGAUAGUGACUAUAAUAGUUGCUAUGGUGAUACAGAACAAACUUGUGAAGAUGGUUGGACUCUUCUUAUUCGACCACAAGGUGGAUGGUGUAUCAAAUAUUAUAUAGCAACAAUUACUCGAGCAAAUGCUGAAACUGCGUGUAAAACCGAGAAUGCAACACUUUCCGGAAUUCAAUAUCCAUCUGAAAUUACUACAAUUGUUAAUUUGUACACAGCUGUGAAUACAGUAACAUCGGGAUCAAGAGUUUGGAUUGGAGCAUACAGAACACCGGCGUGUUUGACUUCAUUCCUUACAACAACUUGUAAUGCGACAAAUUCGUUUUAUUGGACUGAUAAUUUCACAACUGGAACAGCUGGUUUUGUUUGGACAACUGGAAAUCCCAAUAAUAACGAUUCAUUAAAUCGGCGCGCGUAAGAUUUUUUAGAAAAAAUGCACCACAAUAAAAAGGGCUCACACCAGAUAUUCUAUAUUGCAUAUAAUGUGAUAAAAGGAACCUGUGUGGUCCCAUUCAGCAUUUCAAUGGUCCAAAUUUUAAAUCUCAUUUUUCAGGCCAGUUGUUUCAUUGGUAAUAAUUGAUGCAGGACUUGACGAUGUCCCGUAAGAAAAACAUAUUUUAAAUAUUUAUAUUUUCAAAAUUUUCAGAGACAUCACUACUGGAAAUAAGGGAUACAUUUGUGGAAAACAAGCAACCUAA
Caenorhabditis angaria is the source of this 804-nucleotide messenger RNA. NCBI's taxonomy places the organism in Eukaryota, Metazoa, Nematoda, Chromadorea, Rhabditida, Rhabditidae. The record is from the annotation of a GenBank genome assembly.